AUUUCAGUUAAAAUAGGAAUUGGUGAGUGUGGAUGGUGAAUUUUCAAAGGUGAAUUGUUCACAAAUCUACAUUGCAGAUAAUAAAACGAUGAUGAAAUUGGCAUUUGACGAUGUGUCAUCGGUAACCGGUCAGAAUAAUUCUAUUUGCAUCUUUACUCAGUAUACAGAACCAGUUGUUCUCAGUGGUCUCAUAUUAACAUUGAUCGGAUUAGUUCUUGGAUUAAUAAUCAUAUUUAUUAAGAAACUACAUUCUUCAUCCACAAUGAACACUAUCUUCAUCGUGAUAACCUAUAUUGUACUAGGUGUAGCCUGGAUUUGUUGGUCCUGUGCAAUGUUAAUUGUGAUUAUAUUCACAACAUACCAUCUAGACAUACACCGUGAACAAGAACAGCUUUCUGAAAUCUUCAUUAUGUUCGUAUUGUUUUAUGAAUAUUUCGUGCUCAACUACACAUUACAGUUCUCUUUAAAUUCUUUCUUUGAUUGUAAACAAAGCAGUAAUAAAAAUCUGACACGAAUAAUAGAUCCUGUUCCAUUGAAUGUUUUAAUUAGUUUACGGAUAUUCAUAUGACAUAUUUUAAAGAUCAUUGUAAACUAUUCUGCUAUCUAUAUUAGAUGUUCUGUUGAAUAGAUGUUUGCCUAUUGGAUUAAAUUUCUGCACAGAAAAAAUUCUUUUAGAAUGCAAACAGACAUUGAAGCACAUUUCUAUUAUACUUGAAAUUACCGCAAACCAUAUUGAAUGGAGUGAUUUUUUCAACAGUCGUAUUUUCCAACUACACAUAUGUAAAUUAAACCUGCCUCUUUGUUUUUUUGUCUUUAAUGUAUUCGUAAUGCAUGUAUUGAUCUGGAAGUGUUUGUUUGUUUAUAUAUUGAGCCAUUGGAAAAUCAUUUUCGUGGACAAACAUUCGUUUGUUGGUUUCCUCAUUCAAUUUCGUGCCAGUUGUUAAAUACAAUAACAGUUUUUGAUGGCAUUUGCUAAAA
This is a messenger RNA of Schistosoma haematobium, 978 nucleotides long. RefSeq lists its product as uncharacterized. The record is from RefSeq and is a predicted model, not a curated record. The coding region runs from base 89 to 568 and encodes 159 amino acids. The transcript is spliced from 5 exons. NCBI's taxonomy places the organism in Eukaryota, Metazoa, Platyhelminthes, Trematoda, Strigeidida, Schistosomatidae.